Molecule: messenger RNA, 483 nt
Organism: Arctia plantaginis
Lineage: Eukaryota; Metazoa; Arthropoda; Insecta; Lepidoptera; Erebidae
Source: the annotation of a GenBank genome assembly
AUGGGUCGAUCGCCUAGCCCACGGCGGCGCGAGGAUAGGCGUCGUGAUCGUGACAGAGACGUCAGGGAUAGAACAGAUAGAGAACGAGACCGUGAUAGAGACCGCGAAAGGCGAAGACCUCGCACUCGUUCCCGUUCACGGUCUCUGGACCGUCGGCGUCGUUCUCCGAAUGUUCGCCGAAGCCCGUCACCGCGCCGCCGUCAGCGCUCCCGCUCGCCAUCACCUGGACCUUCUACCACCUUCGUAAAGCAGAAAAAAUCAUUCGGUGAGCGUCCCAUAGUCACUGCGGCCGACUUAGAAGGUAAAAGCCCUGAAGAACAAGAAAUGUUAAAAAUAAUGGGAUUUUGUGGUUUUGACUCGACCAAAGGCAAAAAGGUAGAAGAUAACGUAGAGGGCGACGUCCACGUGGUGCUUAAACGUAAGUACAGACAGUAUAUGAACCGAAAAGGCGGGUUUAACAGGCCACUCGACUUUGUUGCAUGA